AUGCAAAGACACGGUAGUUACCAGUAUGCCACAGCGGCACCCACCACCACAAGAUACUCAGGCACAUCUUCAGCCUUCUCAGCAUCCGCAAACCCCAACGAAGACUGGACCAAGAUAUCAGACCUUGCAGAGCGUCGCAGAAUACAGAACCGUAUUGCCCAACGCAAUUAUCGUAAGAAGCUCAAGAAGAGGCUCGAAGAUCUCGAGCGCCGUGCUGCCUCCAGCUCAGCUUCACCGGAACCAAAGCCCGCCAAGCUGCAGCCACCACAAAGAUCGCCUCGCCAGGGACUCCCCUCACCACCGCCUUCGGAAGCUUCGUACAGCACCCCGACAGCUGAAGAUCGCAUGUUCUCGCAUCAGUACACACGGCAGUUGUCCACAAGUCCGCCUCCGUUUUCUGUUGCAUCCUACUCGUCGGGAUGCCCACCUUCAGAUGCAGUCGCAUACUCAAUGCCGUACACUGCUGCGUCGCCCUACCACACGAUAUCUUCUACCAUUCUGCCAGAGAUGACCACCUACGCCUAUCUCCCACCAGUCUCGGCGACCUACACACUGCCCAGCCUGAUGCCCAGCCUGAAGAGCGACUACUACGCUGAGGAGGAUCUCAGCCCAUUUGGCGUCGGAUAUGCAGCGAUUGGUGGGAUGGACAUCCCGCCUCCACAUGGCUACGCAGACUCGCACCCUCAUGUAAGGCUCCCCAUCCGACAGCCAUACUAUGCAUGAAGUUCCAGCUCUUCUCUGCGAUGAGCCCCCGCUGACCGAUGGCGGCAGACACCCCCACUCGAGCAUUCGGAAUUCGGCUUCCCGACAACACCAAAUUCGAUGCCACCGACACCUCCUCACUACCCCAUGCAUACCAUGUGAGGGGCUUGUUACUACUGUCGCAUGUUGUUUGUUGUACCAUCUCCUUCUUCGAGACCUAUGUCUCUAGGCGUUUCUCGUAUUCUUGUUUUCUGUCUGCACAGCGUUUCAGCGAUUGGUCGUUUGGAUAGGUCCCUCGUUUGACCAUGAAUGAUGGGGAUUUGCUGCAUGUUUGGUUUUCCAAGAGGCCGUUGGAUCAAUGCUGCCACGACAG
Molecule: messenger RNA, 1075 nt
Organism: Dothidotthia symphoricarpi CBS 119687
Lineage: Eukaryota; Fungi; Ascomycota; Dothideomycetes; Pleosporales; Dothidotthiaceae
Exons: 2
Coding region: 1-723 (240 amino acids)
Biological process (GO): regulation of DNA-templated transcription
Molecular function (GO): DNA-binding transcription factor activity
Source: RefSeq, a predicted model, not a curated record